UACAUCAGCCCAGUGAGUCCUGGUGAAGGCUACUGACGGACAAAGAGUGAGCGGGCAAAAGAGAGGAGGGCUGUGAUCGCCACAUCCAGCCGCUGGACUCUCACUGGAAUACUCUGAAACCAUCUGUGAACAAAUGGUCUGAAAGGAAAAACACAUCUUAGAAGUUGGAAGCCAGCUUCUUCACACGCGUUUGGGAUGAAUCACCUGCUAAACGUUCAGCUCCUCCUGCUCACCAUCCUCCUCCAGUAUGGAGCCGUCACAUCACAGGUCAAUCCCGGUGUGUGUCGGUAUCCUCUGGGGAUGUCAGGAGGGCAGAUCCAGGACGAGGACAUCUCUGCUUCCAGCCAGUGGUCUGAGUCCACCGCUGCUCGAUACGGCAGAAAACUACAAUCUGGGGUUGCACUUUGAGGAGGGCGAUGGUGCGUGGUGCCCGGAGAUAACAGUUGAGCCAGACAACCUGAAGGAGUUCCUCCAAAUUGACCUGCGCUCACUGCACUUUAUCACUCUCGUGGGCACCCAGGGGCGUCAUGCUGGAGGCAUUGGGAAUGAGUUUGCUCAGAUGUACAAGAUAAAGUACAGUCGUGACGGUAGCCGCUGGAUCUCGUGGAGGAACAGGCAGGGAAAACAGGUGAUUGAGGCCAACAGAAAUGCCUAUGACAUCGUACUCAAGGACCUGGAGCCGCCCAUCAUUGCUCGCUUUGUUCGCUUCAUGCCCGUCACUGACCACUCCAUGAAUGUCUGUAUGAGAGUGGAGCUUUACGGCUGCGAGUGGCUGGAUGGUCUUGUUUCGUACAACGCUCCAGUGGGAGAACAGAUGAAAUUGUCUGAUCAACCUGUUUAUCUCAAUGAUUCUGUCUACGAUGGGGCGAUUAUCCACAGCAUGACGGAGGGCUUGGGCCAGCUGACGGACGGAGUGUGUGGUCAGGACGAAUUUACAAAAAGUCACGUCUACGAUGCCUGGUCGGGGUACGACUAUGUCGGCUGGAACAAUGAGAGCUUCCCCGACGGAUUUGUUGAAAUAAUGUUUGAGUUUGACCGUACAAGAAACUUUACUUCCAUGAAGGUCCACUGCAACAACUUGUACUCCCGGCACGUCAAGGCCUUCCGACAAGUAGUUUGUUUCUUUCGCUCAGACUCGGACUGGGAGGCUGCUCCUCUCACCUUCAGCCCGGUGAUGGAUGAGAAGAAUCCAAGCGCCCGCUUUGUCACUGUCAAUCUGGCCAAUCACAUGGCAAACGCCAUAACUUGUCAAUUCUACUUUGGUGAUGCGUGGAUGCUGUUCAGUGAGAUCACUUUCCAGUCAGAUACAGCCAUGUACAACACAACACUGGCUCCACCCAAGACAAGAUCUCCACCCAAUAUACAACAAGAAGAAGACCCCACCCAUAAAAUAGAUGACAGCAACACCCGGAUUCUGAUUGGCUGCUUGGUGGCCAUCAUCUUCAUCCUUGUGGCAAUUAUUGUAAUUAUCUUGUGGAGGCAGGUGUGGCAGAAGAUGUUGGAGAAGGCCUCUCGCCGGAUGCUGGAUGAUGAACUAACUGCUAGUUUGUCAAUACAGAGUGAGCCAUUCAGCUACAAUCCCAACCCGUCGGGUGAAAGCAGUGAACCAGAGUCUAAUUCCGCCUAUGAGCACAUCUUCCCUCUUGGUCCAGACUACCAGGAGCCAUCACGCCUCAUAUCUUCAAGCGGCACAGCCACCUCUAAGUCCACCGCUACCACUGUAAUCCAAGACGGUGUCCCUCACUAUGCAGAAGCAGACAUUGUCAACUUGCAGGGCGUAACUGGAAGCAACACAUAUGCCAUCCCGGCAGUGACUAUGGACCUCCUGUCAGGGAAGGAUGUUGCGGUGGAGGAGUUCCCACGACAACUGCUCACAUUCAAAGAGAAGCUGGGAGAGGGCCAGUUUGGAGAGGUCCACCUGUGUGAAGCAGAGGGAAUGCAGGAGUUUAUGAAUGAAGAGUUUUUGUUUGACAUCCCCGUGGACCAACCGGUAUUAGUGGCCGUAAAGAUGCUCCGCUCAGAUGCAAAUAAGAACGCGAGGAAUGACUUCCUUAAAGAGAUAAAGAUCAUGUCCCGUUUGAAGGACCCCAACAUCGUCCGGCUGCUGGGCGUGUGCAUCUACAGCAACCCUCUCUGUAUGAUCACAGAGUACAUGGAGAAUGGAGAUCUCAAUCAAUUUCUGUCCCGCCACGAACCUGAGGGCCAACUUGCUCUGCUCAGCAAUGCUGCUACUGUCAGCUUCAGUAAUCUGUGCCACAUGGCCAGUCAGAUAGCCUCAGGGAUGAAGUACCUUUCCUCCCUGAAUUUUGUCCACCGAGACUUGGCCACACGUAACUGUCUGGUGGGCAAAAAAUACACAAUAAAGAUAGCUGACUUUGGCAUGAGCAGGAACUUGUACAGUGGUGACUACUAUCGCAUCCAGGGAAGAGCGGUGUUGCCUAUACGCUGGAUGUCGUGGGAGAGCAUCCUGCUGGGUAAGUUCACCACAGCAAGUGACAUGUGGGCCUUUGGAGUCACCCUGUGGGAGAUUCUCAACUUCUGCAAGGAGCAACCCUACUCUCAGCUCACUGAUGAGCAAGUGAUAGAAAACACAGGGGAGUUUUUCAGGGACCAGAAACGACAGAUCUACCUGCCUCAACCUGUGCUGUGCCCAGACUCGCUCUACAAGAUCAUGCUGAGCUGCUGGAGGAGGAAUGCAAAGGAGCGGCCCGCUUUCCAGGAAAUUCACAGAGCCUUGUUGGAAUUACAGCCUUAAGAAAAGCAGUGUUUAAGACAGUUUUUCCCAGUCUGCUCAUCUCUGGAUGAAGUGAUGCAAGACAAGAGUAGCAGACACAAUCCAGGUUUAAGCUAUCUUGUUUCAACAGGGAGACAGGGUCGGGGCACCUGUGGGCUCCAAUAUGCAAAUUGGGAAACAUGGACUCAAAACACUAAGAAAAUAGGUUACUAAAGACAUUUUUUUUCCACGUCUUGAUUCCAAGUAAUGCAAAUAUGAUUUUUAGACUAAAUGAGUUCAUCAGUAAAAUACAUUUCUGUUAUACUCCACAAACAUUUAAACACAACCCGAGGCAGGCCUAAAGAUACAAACAGUGGUUGUGACUUGUGUCGAGGAAAACCAAAAUUUUAUUGUAGCAAGGGACAUUUGGCACUUUUGAAAUGAUAUGUGUGUUACAUUCGCUGUUAGUUUUUAAAUAUCCCAGGAUGUAGUGUUUGAAGAACUGAUAGCAAAGCAACUGUUGAAAACAUUUCUUGUUUUAUUUUGGAAGACUGCUUGAAUGUAUGAAGGAAAAGCGCAGCAAACCAGUGAUUUACUGUUACGUUUCAUCAUUUUCAAGCAUCCCACCUUAUUUUCCGAGAAACAAAAUUAAAUAACAAAUAACAAAAACAUAUAAAAUGACUUUGUCUUCUUCAUCUGCCUUUAAUUUCUCUACAGUGAUGUCACCAUGAAGUGUAUGUGACUGUGCAUUUUCAAUAGAUAAUUUUAAAAUCUCAAAUAUAAUUUUUUGUAUUAAUAUUUAUAUGUUUAUAUGUGUUUGCUCUUUUUAUGUAUUGUUGAUAUUUGUGUAAUAAUGUGCUUGUUAACUGGAGUGUCGUAUUUGAUUUAAUGCAGAAAUUCUUCGUAGUUACAUUUAGGAUUUAUGCUCUUUUAAAAAAAAAAUGUCUUGCUGCAAAAUGUCUUAAGUUUGAGAUCAGAUCAACAGAACAAUCUUUCUAUAAAUAAUUAGAUUUGUGCAGGAUGUUUAUCAGGAAUCCAGGUUAUGCUUUGGCCGUGUGCUGUUUUGGGUCAGCAGUAUGUGUUUACAGUUGGUAUCAUUGGAAAGUUGUCAGUGAGUUUUUUGGACGUUUAUAGAUUUCUUUUUAAGUCACGAAUGCAGAUGAAAUGAAAAUGUUUACCAUAAAUGGUGUGUUUGAUUGUAGUUUUGGAAUUAGCAUGACUAAUGCAGAUCAUUUCAAGGCAGUUCAUAAUGAAAAUGAAAAAUGCAACACAGCUUAUGACUCAUCUGCAGGUUUUAGUAAUCAACAUUCAUUUAGAGCUUUCGUUUAUUGAUGCAUUUCGGAUUCUCACUACUUUUAAUCAGUUCAUAUUUUCCAUCUGGCAUAUAUCUGUGUUUUCUGACUUUAAAAAAACAACAACAAACAAACAACAAAACACACAGCCCCAUCUAUCUGUGGGAUCAGUAGCGGUUAUGCAUUUUCAACUUCUUUUGUGGGUAAAAUAUUUCUAUCUGAAAACACCCUUUUCCUGAAAUGUUGAGUCCUUUAGGUGUUGUUGCAAAUGAGAAAUAUGUGAAGAUCUGCACCUCUGAAAAUAUAACGGUACCCUUUCAAAGUCUUGAUUUGUUUAGUUUCAUUUGUUUGUACUCACAUGAUUGUUUCGGUGGGGAAUUUUAUAUGUUUAAACCUUGAUAGAAAAAAAUACACCAAUAAAAUUUAAACAGGGAA
Molecule: messenger RNA, 4440 nt
Organism: Cololabis saira (Pacific saury)
Lineage: Eukaryota; Metazoa; Chordata; Actinopteri; Beloniformes; Belonidae
Gene: ddr2a
Product: discoidin domain receptor tyrosine kinase 2a
Exons: 18
Coding region: 248-2755 (835 amino acids)
Biological process (GO): protein phosphorylation; cell surface receptor protein tyrosine kinase signaling pathway; positive regulation of kinase activity
Cellular component (GO): signaling receptor complex; membrane
Molecular function (GO): collagen binding; ATP binding; protein tyrosine kinase collagen receptor activity
Source: RefSeq, a predicted model, not a curated record